This is a messenger RNA of Opisthorchis viverrini, 201 nucleotides long. RefSeq lists its product as hypothetical. Bases 1 to 201 code for a protein of 66 amino acids. Lineage: Eukaryota; Metazoa; Platyhelminthes; Trematoda; Opisthorchiida; Opisthorchiidae. The transcript has 2 exons. The record is from RefSeq and is a predicted model, not a curated record.
AUGGUUUUUGCAAUUCACUGGCUUCUCAAUUAUGUCUCUCUGCAGGCUAAAAUUUGCACUCUGCCCAGACCCUAUGGUGACGGACCAGCUGCAGCACCCUUUCGGUGCCAAGCUGCCAUGCCACCCAAAGGUUGCAUGAGGGCUAUGAUACUGCCAGUUUGCCCAAGCCUAGACAGGAAAGGUCGAGUGGCUGGUAAAUGA